UCAUUAGAGAUGGUUGACAAAAUAAAUGAUGUCUGGGUUUCAGAUGAAGAUAUAGUGGAUUAUGAUAAAUUGAUAUCAUCAAAAGAUUGGGAACGUAUGAAUGAAGAUUUUGGAAAUAUAGGAUACAAAGAAGGAAUUUUAGAAGGUAAAGAUAUUACCAUUCAAGAAGGGUUCAAUAAAGGAUACGCUGAAGGAGCUAGUGUUGGAAAAGAGAUCGGUAGGUUAAGAGGUUUAUUGAAUACAUUACUAGAAUACUAUACACCUUUACUUAAUAGUACUAAUGUUAAUGACAGUAACAUUGUACUUCCAGCUCAUUCUAUUAUUGAUAGAUUAAAAUCUUUAGAAAAUGAUCUUGCAAAUUUGACGGUUGAGAAAAUUUUCACAAAAAAUUAUUUUAAAGCAACUCUAUCGACUGAUUCAAUGUGUAGUUGCCGUGAAAAAUCAGAUAGCACAAUGGAAAAUUGUUGUAAAAAUAGUAAUAUGGAUGAUUUUGAAAUGUCAAAUGUUGGGAGUGAAUCAGAAAGCUGCUUGUUAUUUCAACAAUCUGUUUCACAAGCGAAUUCGCCAGAACAAGUUUUGGCAGAAUAUCGUGAAAAAGUCAAAACUUUAUUAGCCGAAAUUGGAUUUAACGUCAAUUCGAUUUAG
Dentiscutata erythropus is the source of this 645-nucleotide messenger RNA. Lineage: Eukaryota; Fungi; Glomeromycota; Glomeromycetes; Diversisporales; Gigasporaceae. The record is from the annotation of a GenBank genome assembly.